UCCGCUUUUAAGUUUUUCUUCCUCCAUCUGAAGAGUUCCUGCCGGGUACUUGAAUCAACUUUCAUCAAGAGAAACAGCGUUGUUGGGUUAAUUAUACAUUAAUGUUGAUGGUUUAUCUGACUGUUUAGCUUAAGUAUGGCGGCUGUCUGUCAGAAACUUUCCGACGAAGACUGGCUUGUUUCACGUGCACGAUCGUGUAUGAAAACGGACCCAUUCGCAGCUAAAGCAUGGAUGAUAACAGCAAGAACUUUGUUCCCGCAAAACUUUUCAAUUCAGUUUGAGGCAUAUAACCUGGAGAAAGUUGGUAAAAAUGUCAAGGAAGCAGCCAAGUUAUUGGAGGAAAUGUUUUUGGCCUUUCCUGGAGAAAGUCGUCUGUGGGCGGAAGUUCAAGCAAUUCUGGGAGUGCUCCAGUCGGAAACUUCAGACAAUAGGGACAGCUUUCUGACAGAAAUCUUUGCCGCUAUCUCCACCCAUUCUCAGUGUGAAAUGUUGUUACACGUCGCUGACAAGAUGAGUGAUACACUGGAGCAGUGUCGUCUCCUACUACUGGCCAUGAGAAAGUUUUCGAGUCUGGUGGACGAACAUGGGUUGACUUUGAUAGAGAAGUUACAGAGAGCUGAGAAGAAAGCUGGAUAUGUAUCCGCGGUGAACUGUUACAGAAAACUCUUCAUAUGUGACGUCCUGCCGUUGGUCCUACAGAAGGUGAAGAAGAUAGACGUCCCUCCUAGACAGCUCUAUAAGUGGCUACAACAGGCCAUUGAGUUUUAUGUUAUGUUUAUAACACAGGCACCGUGUCUACCCUCUAACCAGCCUCCAUCUCCAGAUCAGAUAUCCCCUACAAAAAAGGGUAAACGGUUUGUGUUGAUCCCAGGGCUGUAUGACCGUGAGAGCCAGGUCACCGAUCCCUGGGGAGGUCUGCUUCGACUGUUAGUUCUGAUUGGUCAGCAGCUGGACUGGGAGAUAGAUCAAGACCUCUUCACUCAAACAAGAGACCAACAGUGGCAAUACGUCUUUAAUGUCUACAACAGAGCUAAACAGAUCCAGGGUAGUCCGUACACCAAACAGAUCGUGUAUGUGACCACCGUUCUGUUCCUCGAGUGUCUGUACACCUACGUCAGCAGUGUCGACCCUGAUGCAUUUGUCGGUGGAGCCACUGUACACGGACCUCUUGUCCUGAUAGAAGGAUUCGGGAAUGACUUGUUAGACAAUCUGUCUCCGUCCAAAGCAAAAAAGUCCAAGACGAGCGGAUCAGCGACACAGAUAUUAGCGACACCUGGUGUACCGGACUCACAGAAAAUAAUCGAGAGCUUUCUGACAGCGUUCAAAUGUUAUGAACUUCUCCACUCUAAACAGGAAUUACAGAGAGAGUUUGUGGGUCUGUGUGAGGUUUGGAGAAUGGAGACGUGGACGUGGAUGGCCCAUUUCCAGACAGACAUGCUCAUGUACCAGGGAGCGUUCCAGGAUGCCCUCGCCCACCUCCAGUCCUGUACACCUCUGGUCAAGGACACCAUGAAGACUCGGAGUUCUCUCCAGAUGGCAUGUUGUUUCAUGGCCUUAGGCAAAUAUAGUAGAGCAUGUGAAAUCCUGUUAGAGGUCAUAUCGUACCUUCCUGGAGGUCAGAGGUCAGAUAAAAGUACUUUACCGAGUGACUCUACCUCAGGGCGCCAUCUACUGUUAACACUAUGUACCGAGGAGGAGAUAAUUCCGUAUUGUGUUCAGCUCCUAUUGUCUUGUUUAAAGGAAAAAGCAUUAUCUCCUAAUAAAACAGAUGACACAGCCCUGGGUCACAUGGUUGUUUUAUUGCAAUAUGAUUGGCCAAGACAAGAACAGUUAUUCCAGCAAGUAGCAAAGAAGAUCAGAAGCCAAGGAUCAUUUACAUACAACCUCUUCUUCAACUUUAUCAUCAAUAUUGAUAUCUUGGAGGAGUUUGCUUUUCUGAAAACACAAGAGGGAGGUAAAGUGUCUCUAGAUAUCCUUCCUGUGAGCACCAAGUCUAUAGCUCAGCAAAGAACAGUGACAAGAGGUGUAAACAAAAAUGUGAAAGAGGACUUUAAACAUACAAUGGAAAAACAAGUGGCUCGAUCCGAGGAGAGUAUUGAUACCCUAAUCCGCAACUUCUUGUUGGAGGAGAAACAGCAAAUCAUAAAAAGUGUGUGACCUUCAAGAGAGUCAAAGUGGCAACCUGAAGUGACUUGAUAGGAUGUUUGGAUUACCAAAGUGAGGGGUAGUCCGACGUAUGGGUUACCAUUCAGAGUGAGGGGUAGUCCGACGUAUGGGUUACCAUUCAGAGUGAGGGGUAGUCCGACGUAUGGGUUACCAUUCAGAGUGAGGGGUAGUCCGACGUAUGGGUUACCAUUCAGAGUGAGGGGUAGUCCGAUGUAUGGGUUACCAUUCAGAGUGAGGGGUAGUCCGACGUAUGGGUUACCAUUCAGAGUGAGGGGUAGUCCGACGUAUGGGUUACCAUUCAGAGUGAGGGGUAGUCCGACGUAUGGGUUACCAUUCAGAGUGAGGGGUAGUCCGACGUAUGGGUUACCAUUCAGAGUGAGGGGUAGUCCGACGUAUGGGUUACCAUUCAGAGUGAGGGGUAGUCCGACGUAUGGGUUACCAUUCAGAGUGAGGGGUAGUCCGACGUAUGGGUUACCAUUCAGAGUGAGGGGUAGUCUGACGUAUGGGUUACCAUUCAGAGUGAGGGGUAGUCCGACAUUGGGUGGGACAUAUUUAUAAUAAAAUGAUUAAACAAAUGUA
Pecten maximus is the source of this 2745-nucleotide messenger RNA. Its product is annotated as integrator complex subunit 10-like. Bases 136 to 2157 code for a protein of 673 amino acids. The record is from RefSeq and is a predicted model, not a curated record. NCBI's taxonomy places the organism in Eukaryota, Metazoa, Mollusca, Bivalvia, Pectinida, Pectinidae. Gene Ontology annotation, cellular component: integrator complex. The transcript has 17 exons. Gene Ontology annotation, biological process: snRNA processing.